Molecule: messenger RNA, 1310 nt
Organism: Frankliniella occidentalis (western flower thrips)
Lineage: Eukaryota; Metazoa; Arthropoda; Insecta; Thysanoptera; Thripidae
Product: retinol dehydrogenase 11-like
Source: RefSeq, a predicted model, not a curated record
UUGGCGCCCGCCGCUCACCCAUCGGUUAGCUUGGCCCGUGCGUGCUCAGCAGCGUAGUCCCGAGGUAGACGCCGUCCAGCGAAGAGCAGAUUUGGAGAUUCACAGCUUCCACGCCUACGCGCGAGCACGUCGAGCAUUGGCAAAUCUGCAGAGGACGGCAGAACACAAGGUGUAACAUGUGGUGGACCAGCGGACGAUGCAGAUCAGACGCGCGCCUCGACGGCAAGACGGUGGUCAUUACAGGGGCCAACACAGGCAUCGGCAAGGAGACGGUGCUGGACCUGGUGGGGAGGGGUGCACGAGUAGUGAUGGCCUGCCGAGACAUGGAGAAGGCGAAGGCAGCCGCAGAGGACAUCCGCGAGGCUCAUAAGGGCAAGGAUGGCGUUGGCACCGUGGAGGUGGUGCACUUAGACCUGUGCUCUCUCGCCUCAGUGCGCCGCUGCGCCAAGCAGCUCCUAGAGCAGGAGAAAAAUAUCGACAUUCUCAUCAACAACGCAGGUAUAAUGGCGUGCCCGCGAAAAGUGACGGAGGAUGGCUUAGAGAUGCAACUCGGUGUCAAUCACAUGGCGCACUUUCUUCUGACAUGCCUACUACUGCCCAGGAUCCGCGCGACUGGACACGCCCGAAUCAUCACGCUUUCCUCGCUGGUGCACUCCCGUGGUGUGAUUCAUUUUGACGACUUGGCUGGGGAGAAGAGCUACGGUGCGAGUGAUCGGUACUGCCAGAGCAAGCUCGCGAACGUCCUGUUCACCAAGGAACUCGCCGAGAGACUGAAAGCGCACAACAUCUCAGACGUUACCGUGUAUGCGGUGCAUCCUGGGGUUGUGGCCACGGAGCUCAGCCGGCACCUGGACAGCGGCGUGUUCCCGGGCGCGACCUUCUUCUGGGACAGGAUUAUGAAGCUGUGGAUCAAAACCCCGGAGCAGGGAGCACAGACUACGAUUCACUGCGCCGUGGAUGAGGACGCAGGCUCAGAGACCGGGCUGUACUACGCCGACUGCCGCCCAGUAACACCCGGCCACAGGGCCCAGAAUGCCGAUGUCGCCCGUCGUCUCUGGGAAGUCAGCGUGCAGAUGACAGGACUCGGUGACUACGACCCCUUCACCGCGCCAAACACCACCUCUAUCACCAACUUGUAGAUCCCGAAGAACUUAUUUAAUACUUUCCAAAUCUCUCAUUAUUUAAUUUUGUGGUGUUUUCCUCGUUUUACACAAGUCAACGAUGUAUUUAUUAACCUUUUACAUGUUAUCUAACCGUGACAAAUUGUGAUAGCGACAACACUAUUUAGUCAAUUACAAAUUUAAGGAUGA